This is a messenger RNA of Emiliania huxleyi CCMP1516, 481 nucleotides long. RefSeq lists its product as hypothetical. The annotation marks the transcript as partial. The transcript is spliced from 2 exons. NCBI's taxonomy places the organism in Eukaryota, Haptophyta, Isochrysidales, Noelaerhabdaceae. The record is from RefSeq and is a predicted model, not a curated record.
CGAUAUACGCAGGCAUUCGCGUGAGGAGGUGACAGACGAGCAACUGCUGGCAGUGCUCAACGCUCAGGAUGACGGCAAGUCCUCGGUCGUUCUGCCGGGAGAGUUGGCGGUUGGCAGCUACAAGGCUGCACUCGCGGUCUGCAGGGAGGAGCAUGCAACGAACGCCGUUCUCAACUGUGCAGGGUACCGGCUGCACGCCUUCCUGCCUGCGACGCGCGCUGCAUUUGACAGGCACACCACGCACGCUGCAUCCCUUGACCGCUCAUCUGCUGCACUCCUCAGUGUCAGUUUGGUCUCCUUUUGCAGGCUGCGGCUCGAAAGUCCUCCCAGACUACUUGACCUAGAGUGGGAGGACUCCGAGGCCUUCCGCAUCCCGCUUGAGGACCUCGAGCGUGGCCUCGCGUGGGCGUCCGAUCGCGUUCGGGCGGGCAGGAAGGCGGUGUUCGUCCAGCGGCAUGCAGCGAAGGCGCUUCAAGCCUAA